CUCAGCCAAUCACAUCUCUGCUUCUACGAGUUGAUAGUUUUCCUUUUCUCUUUUUCCGCAGUUUGACUUCUUGCUCUGAAAAAACAGCGCCUUCUCCUCGCUGAUAAAGAUGUUCAUGCACAGAGCAGUUCUAGAUAUGAGUAAACUAAGUGAUACGAUUAAAACAUCCGUCUUGUAAAACCAGAAGAUGUGCCUAUGGCGCUGCUCCAUCGCCAUUAUCCUCGGAUUUGUCUGGUAUUUCUCGGAAUGUGGCCAAACACUGAUCCAGUACUUUUUAUUCAGUCUUUGUUGCCUCACAGCUCCGGUUUUACUCGGAAACUUUGGCCAGGAAAGCAGCACUCAAACAGAUGAAGUGGACAAGGAUCAAAUACCUCAGGAAUCCCUUGUCGAGGUUGAUGGAGAGAAUACAGGUACACAAGCUGAAGCACUAUUGGAGCCACAGUAUCCACACGUGAAGAAGUCUCUUCAGCAAGUGUUUGAGUGUAUGUACGCUGAGCUGGUCCUGCCUUGGUACCACGUCCCUGAGCCCUGUGAAAGUCAGCCGCUGCAUCAGGCGCUGAGCCGGGAGUUUGACUGUGUCAUAGAGCGAGUCGUCAGGAGAGCCAGAGACUUUGAUGUGUGCGAAGCAGUCGUGGGCUCGAUUCGUACGUUGACCCUGCACUUGCAUAAUGCGAAGCACUCUGACAGAGAGCCUUUGUUCAGCUCCAGAGCAGAGGAGAUUGCUGUUCUCAGAGAGUUUUCUGAAGCUCUGGUACGUAACCUUUUCCCUGAGUCUCUGUGGUGCCAAGAUGUCAACCGCUGUGCCUUAAAUGAGAUCGUUGCCUUAAAGGGGCUGGAGCUGCUGGUGACAUGGCUGUCUGACCCAGACAACCUGAACCAGCUGGUGGUGAGCCAGCUUGACAGUGUGACACCGCAAAGCUCGGUGGAGGAGCUGUGUGCAUCGGACGUGGAACGAGCCUCCCUGGCUUCACAUGAGGGCGAGGGCGAGGGCAGCGAAGUGAUCUCGGAGGGAGCAGAGGGCUCUGUCAGCAGUGGGAUCAAGUCCAAAAAGAAAGGCAAAAAGCUGAAGGAACGAUUGUCGACGUUUGUGGACAAGAUCAAGUCCAAGAAAGCCAAGAAGAAGAAGAAGAUGAAGGAAAUGGAGCAGAAUUUAAUGUGGCGGGCCAUGCAGGAUGACCUGUGUGCUGAUGACGAUGGCACGAGCAGAGAGGGCUCCAUUCACAGCCAGCAGGACUCUGACAGGGACGAUGGCGAUCUGGAGAACUACUUGGCCUGUGUCCAAGAGGACAUGAUGGAAUUCAAGCUGUCGUAUGAGAUGUGGCGGGUCGGCUGCUGGGCCGUCAGCAUCCCUUGUGUCAACUGGGAAAAUGAGGAGCUAAUCUUCACCAUCCACCUAGAGGAAAAGAACAACCCCGAGAACCUGCAGUGGGACAUCAAAAAGACCAACAUGGAUAUCGUAUAUUUCCGCAACAGAUGGCAGCACUCUGCCAACAUGCCCUGGGCGCUGGAGGAGAUUUCUGAUAAGGAAGUCAGUGAUGAGGUCCAAGAAGAAAUUAGAGCAUCAGUGGAGCUUUUCUUGCAGGAGUUGGUUUCUGAUGAUCUGAUAGGCCACACUCAGCCGGUAUUUCAGUUCCUGUGCCCACUUAACAAACUGCUGAGUGAGGAGGAACACCAUGGAGGGGUGUGGGGCCUGCUUAGUGGCUUGGCCUACUUCCUGACUCCAGGACAAGAGGAAGAGGAGACCAGCAGCCCUCAAACAGAAACCACAAGAGAAGACGUAAUCUCUCCACAGCCAGAAACCACAGCGGUAGAAAACUGCUCCAGUGAGAAGUGCGCCAAUGUUACAAUCCCAGCUAUUAUUGUCUCCCAGUGUGACUCUCCGUCAGACCUGUGUGAGGACGGAGAGCCAGAAAUGGAACCGCAAUCUGAUUUUAGGUCAGCCUCUUCAGGUAGUGAAAGCCUAUCCCAAGACAGAGCGGAGGACGUGGAUAAUCCUUUAACCUCUCACUUGAAAAUGUUCUUUAAAGGAUUGUCCCGGUCCAGGUCACAAGAGUCUCUGGCCUCGACGAAAGCCGCCACUGAUGAAGACCAGGCCGACUCAGAGUACACACAGCAGUCCAGCCAAAAUGGAGGCCCGCCGGGAGACAGCACAGAUGGCCCAUCGUGGCUGCAUUUCAGUGGAAGGGCCGGCAGAAAGCAGAAAGUGUGUUUCAAAAUGUCAGGUGGACUUCACAGGACUAAAGGGAAAGACCAGGGGACUUUGCCAAAAGGAGAAGAAUCACAGGGUCUGAAAAACCAAGUCAACUGGGAGCAACUGGAAGCGACCAAAGCUAUAUUUGAUUUGCUGAAAGAAAUAUCCGGCAACUCCAUCCUUCUGAACAUAUUUGAUGCCAUUUUGAAGCCUGUUAUGCCCAUCCUGAAAAAGAAAGUGAACUCUUUUUUAAACAAGAUGAACCCGACAGAAGCGCAGAUGGCCACAUACAUCGACACGCUGCGUAAGAAGCAGUGGCCGGACGGUUUGCCGGCGCCGCCUCCUCCUCCUCGCUCCGACGAAGAGAAGAGCGAGACCAGGGACAGAGCUCACAGCCUCAUCAAUGCCAGAUAUUCCAACUACCUAAUCUUGAAGAAGACAGACAUGGAGUCUGUUUUCAAUCUGUUCCAGGACCGUGAAGAAAACAAAAAGCUGGUGUAUAUGCUAUUGUUGUUCCUGCUGAAAGAGUUUUUGCCCAAUGAGAACGGCCUGCAUGUGAGUGCCGCGGCCCUGCAGAAAGUGAACAACCCCACCGGCUGAUCUGUGCGUUUCCGUGUGUGGUUUCUCAGGUUAACCGUGCUUUUAGACUAACUGUGACAUGCCUCACCAUUUUAGAAUGUCUCGUUAUUUAUUAAACUUUUCUCUCAGUGCUUUUCAACACUUGACAAACGUGACUGUAUUCAACCCUUGCAGGAUUCUCUGUCAUUUUUACCUCAGACUCACUGUGUAUGCUGUGAACUGUUCCUUACUUUUUAUUUUGUGUUGUGUUUAAUUGUUUUGCACGUUUUAAAAUCCCAAUGUGAGUAUUGAAUAUUUGUGUGGGAAAUUCAAAACAUUCUUCAUGUAAACUAUUUUGCAUUCCAGCCCUGUCAAACUCAGGAAAAAGUAAUGUAUAUUUUCUAGUGACAGUUUGAAUUUCACCUCUGGUGUGGACACAAUGAGCCAUUAGUGGCAUUGCCUAAGAUAUUUCUUAUCACUUUGAGCACUUCAAGUGGGAAUUUUGUUAUUAUACUAGUCCAUUUGACUUCAUGUUUUGUAUAUUAAUAGGAAAGCCUAACUCACAAUUAGUAAUCACAUAAAUCUGUCAUUUUUAUACUUGUAACAAUGUUCAGUUUAAUUUUAAAUAUUACAAAUAAAACAUUGCAAUAUAUGAUA
This is a messenger RNA of Myripristis murdjan (pinecone soldierfish), 3406 nucleotides long. RefSeq lists its product as uncharacterized. The record is from RefSeq and is a predicted model, not a curated record. Gene Ontology annotation, molecular function: phosphatidylinositol binding. Bases 188 to 2791 code for a protein of 867 amino acids. Gene Ontology annotation, cellular component: endosome. The transcript is spliced from 16 exons. NCBI's taxonomy places the organism in Eukaryota, Metazoa, Chordata, Actinopteri, Holocentriformes, Holocentridae.